AUGGGAAAUUGUGUCAGCCGUAAAAAAUCAUCCACCGUAAAGACCCUACCUUCUUCUAAUUAUAAGAAACGAGAAUCCACUUUAUCAAGCACAAUUAUCAAAUCUAUUCCCCAGGCUGAUGCAUCCAAAACAAUACCUCAGACUGAGGAAAUCAAAAUCGAAACCAACACAAAUUCAGUUUCAAAUGCAAGGAAAAUGAUCAAGAAAAAAGCUCCUGUUGCUGACCAUCGAAAAAAGAACUUACUCCCUGGUAAAUGCCAAAAUUUGAAUUUUUAACAUUUUAUAGGAAAAUUCCUGAUAUUAAUAAGAAAAUUUUGCCUUAUCAAGGGAGUUAGAAGAUGUAGACGCACCCAAUGCGAUUGUGACUGAAAAAGUUAAAUCUGAUAGGGAAAUUGAAGAUUUGCGAAAAUCAUUGGCAGCAAGCUCACUUUUCAGCAGCUUGCCAGAGGAAAAUCUUCACCUUAUUAUAGACCAAAUGAAAUAUUAUACACUUGGGGCGAGAGAAGUUGUAUUUAAUCAAGGCCAGCCAGGAAACAACUUCUUUAUAGUCGCAUCUGGCAGGGUUGAAAUUAUAGUCAAUGGAGAAACCAAAGGGUUUCUUUCCAAAGGGAAAGGGUUUGGAGAACUUGCACUUUUGCACGACUCUUUAAGAACUGCUACUGUUAUUACACUCGAUAAAGCUACUUUGUGGGGAAUUGGAAGACAAGCCUUCAGAAGCGCAGUGGAAAGUGUUAGUAAUCAGAAAUAUAUUGAAAAUAAAAAUUUUAUUGAUAAUGUGCCGAUUUUGAGUUUGCUUACACCAGCACAAAAAGACGCUUUGCUUGCUGUUAUGGUCUCACAGGAUUUUGAACCAGGACAAAAAAUUGUAUAGCUUAUCCUCCAUAAUAGAUAGCAAUGGCUAAAAACUGACCAGAAAAAGCAUGGUCUAAAUGCCUUAUAAAGUCUAAGUCUAGGCUUCUCAAAACAAUAGAAAGAGAUUUUAAUUUCGUUAUAUUUCAAAAAGGUCAUAUCGACCUAUUAGAACGUAGCGGCUAUAUCAGAAGGAGACCCAGGAGACUUAUUUUACGUAAUUAAAGAAGGGGUUGUAAGCUGCACUGUAAAAGGAAACGAGAUAAGACAGCUAAGCAAAGGAGAUUUCUUUGGGGAGCAAGCACUAGUUUACAAUACAACCAGAACAGCUACAAUCACAGCCAUUGCCAAAGCUUCUAUACUGUCUUUAGGAAGAGAAGACUUAACACGAGUUUUAGGCGACCAGCUGCAACAAAUUAUCUAUAGAAACACUCAAAGAAUGUCCAUCGAAAAAUCUCAGACACUAAAAGUCCUUACAAAGCUCCAAGCAGAAUCUGUUAUUGAUAAAAUGAAAGUUUCAUCAUAUCAUGAUGGAGAAAUAGUCAUCGCAAAAGACUACCCAAAACAACAAAUGAUAUGAAUGGUAUUAAAAGGCAGCCUGAUGGCUUCAACUGUAAAAGUCGACGUUUUUCAAUUUAUUGGAGACAUGGAUUUUUUACCACCAAGCUCAGUGAAAUAUGAUACAAGUUAUUUGGCAGUAGGGGAUACUGAUGUAGCAGAAAUAUCAUGGGCAGAUCUAGAAGCGUGUAUAGGAGGAAGGCUUGCAAAUAUUUCGCAGCAAAAUCAAGUACUAGGCAUUUUGAGGAGGGUGCAGCUGUUCAGAGCUUUAAGUGUAAGUAAAUUAGAACAAUUAGCAUCAGUUCUAAGAGUCAGGGAUUAUUAUGAUCAAGAACCUGUAUUUUUGCAAGGAGACCCAGGUGAUGCAUUUUAUAUUGUAAAAGAAGGGCAAGUAGAAAUCCAUAAAGACGGAGUUUUGAUCAGAACUAUUAUAAAGCAUGAUUUUUUUGGAGAAAGGUCAAUCAUUCUGCAAGAAAGUAGGACUGCUACUGCAGUUUCAAAAGGAAACACAAGCUGCUGGAUUUUGGAAAAGCAGCAGUUUUUAAAUUUAAUUGAUGAAAACAUCAGGAACCAAAUCCUUAAAAGAAUGGAACUCCAAAAUGACUCUGUGCAGCUCACUGAGCUUGCUAUUAUAAAAACCCUUGGCAAAGGAAUGUUUGGAAAUGUGUUUUUAGCUGUCCAUAGAAAAGUAAAAACCCCUUAUGCCUUAAAAACAGUCCACCGAGGCAAGAUUCAAGCUUUCCAAAUCCAUGAUAACUUGGUCCUUGAACGAAAAAUUUUACUUGAGCUUGACCAUCCUUUAAUUAUGAAACUUGUAAAGACCUUCAAAGACCCUGAAAGGAUAUAUUUUCUUACAGAAUUUGUCCGAGGCCAAGAUCUCUUUGAUGUACUCAGAGUCCUAAACUUACUUACAAACGAGUGGUCAAAAUUUUAUGCUGGCUGCGUUUUCUUAAUGCUUGAACAUUUGCAUGAGAGAAAUAUAAUUUACCGGGAUCUUAAGCCUGAAAAUAUCAUGAUUGAUGAAUAUGGAUACCCAAAAUUGAUUGAUUUUGGAACAGCAAAACAAAUAGACUCAAGAACGUAUAUAGCCCGAUCCCUGCUUUGGAUCGGGCUUGACUGAAAUCGGGAAUGGAAUUGACAAGCCAACGUUGACUGGCAAAGUCAACUCUCAAUAUGGCAAAUCCUCUUGUUAUUGGAUAUUUGCCAUCUGGGGUAUUAAAUUUGCCAGAAAACUUUGGUUUGCCAACCCCAUCUUACAUCUCCCGAUUUAGUCAAGCCCAAUCCAAAGCAGAGAUCGGGCUAUACAGUUGUAGGGACACCUCAUUAUAUGGCUCCUGAAGUUAUCAUUGGAAAAGGCUAUGGCCUAGCUGCUGACUAUUGAACGGUAGGAAUCAUGAUUUAUGAAUUUUUCUGUGGGAUUGUCCCAUUUGGCGAAGAUGAAGAAGAUCCUUAUAAGAUUUAUGAAAAAGUCAUUGAAAGGAGGCUUGUUUAUCCACCUUAUGUAGGCCCAAAUAUGAAAGCAGCACCUUUUAUUGAAAUGCUUUUGUCAAAAAACCCUUCAAUGAGAGGCACAGUUGAAACUAUUAAAGAGCACAAGUGGUUUCAAGGGCUUGAUUGGGACGGGUUGUUAGGGAAACAAAUUAAAGCUCCUUAUGUGCCAAAACUUGAAAGUUUAGCUGGAGAAAUUGAGCAUGGCUUGAAAAGAAAUAAAGAUGUGACAGAGUUUAUUAUGGUAUUUAUUAUUUAGAGAGAAGAAGUUAAUGAUCUUGCAGAAAUUCCGAAGAAAAGGGGGAAAAGUCCGCCUGAAGAUUGGGAUCACGAUUUCUAG
Molecule: messenger RNA, 3235 nt
Organism: Blepharisma stoltei
Lineage: Eukaryota; Ciliophora; Heterotrichea; Heterotrichida; Blepharismidae
Source: the annotation of a GenBank genome assembly